Rhizopus microsporus ATCC 52813 is the source of this 369-nucleotide messenger RNA. RefSeq lists its product as uncharacterized. The record is from RefSeq and is a predicted model, not a curated record. The coding region runs from base 1 to 369 and encodes 122 amino acids. The transcript has a single exon. NCBI's taxonomy places the organism in Eukaryota, Fungi, Mucoromycota, Mucoromycetes, Mucorales, Rhizopodaceae.
AUGGGUUUAGAUGAAAACAAACAUGAAAUAAGGCGCUGUACUACGAAGGAGUAUUAUCAUUUAACAGGUUCCACAGUGUAUGCAAAGAAGUUGCAACAAGAGAAGGACACAGCUACACCUACAGCGAAAAUUACUAGAAAUAUCUCUUUUCUACGAUUUGCAGAUCAUAUGCUUUCAAAAAUGGAGAGGCUGUUCACUUUUUAUGGCUUUAGUACUGCUAAAUAUCGGCUUAAUCUAUACCAAGUCAAACAAAAAGCUCCUGAAAUGGCGGUCAAUAUGUUAUUAAACGGCGGUGCUAAGUACAAUAGGAAGAAUCGUUUUAAAAAGAAGAACAAAAAAGAAAAAAAAGAAGCGAUUGCAAAAAUAUGA